AUGAUGCCGCAUCUUCACCUUCUCCUUGUCCGGCCUCCGUUGGCGCUGUUGCUGUUCCUCGCGGCUUCAACGACGACCACCAGGUUCUGCGGAGCUGCCAGGGGUGCGGACUUGUCUCCACUUCGUUACCCUGUUUCAGUCGUCUAUUGAUUUUGAUUGUUCCCUACGGCGAAAUUGCUUCAUUUGUUCCUAGUCUUCGGACGAUUCGUUGUUCCUCUCUCUGGGUCUCUUCAGCAGGCACACUCACCUUCUUUUUUCAUGUGGACGGCGAUACUUUGGUGCUUUUUCUUUAAGUAGGCUAGAACUGUUGGUGAACGAGAACAGUUGUCUGGGCUGGUAUCUGUCGAUUUCAAGCGUAAUUAUGGGAUUGCAUGGGUACCAUGAAUUUUUCUCUUAUUUUCUGUCUGUGAUUAUUUUUUGGAGACGAUGUCACCCACUGCCCCAAUUUUAAGAAACAAAAAAUCGUUCUAAAAAAUUGUAGCUGGGGAAUAAUCGUCAAGGGCCACAUACUAUUUCACUAGCUGCAUUCCCUUCCACUAAAAGCCUUAUUAUCCCGUGUAAGCCAAAUACCAUUUCGAACGUAGGAUGGCUACAACUUUGUUGUUCUAUAUAUCUUGGAUGAGCUUCUCUGAUUUAUGAUAUCUAAGUCCUCUACUGAACUAGCUGCUUUUGACUUCAGUCAAUGGGUUUCAUCUGUUUGGACCAAUGGAAGGUUUUUGUGCUUCUGAGAGCAUCCGGUUCACCUAGCUUUUCUUGAUGCAACUCUUCUCUGACAACAAUGAUUUCUUAUCAUUUCCGGAAUAGCUAAUUUGAAUUUUUUAUCUUAAGUGAUAAAUUAACCCGUUUCUUCCCUUUUAUCAGAUGUUGAAUUUGGAAAUCUUACAUAUUCUUGUAGUUUAAUGAAACAAAAUCUGCAUAAGUGGAAAUGAUGAAAGAUUCUGAAUAUGAAUAUUCUCAAGGUUUUACUUGGAUGCAAUUUUCAUUAAUGUUCAUCUUUUAUUGGCACUUAUUUCAUUCCGAUUUAUUUUAUUGGAAGCAAUUAUUAUUUUUAUUUUGUGCCUUUGGUUCUACUUGUUUGAUUGUAACACACUUCUAGUCACCCACCUGAUUAAAUAGUAUUUCUAAUAAGCUUAGUUACCUUCUGUGCAGAGCCAUUUGCUCUUCGGGUGAGCUGUGGGGCUCGUGAUGAUAUUCGCACUCUGCCAGCUAAUACCUUAUGGCACAAGGAUUUUGCCUACACCGGUGGAAGAGUGGGAAAUGUGUCCCAUCCCAGUCCUAAUGCUCCUCCGCUGAAAACACUUAGAUAUUUUCCUCUUUCUGAUGGCCCCGAGAACUGCUAUCACAUCAGCAACAUUCCACUGGGGCACUAUUCGGUGAGAUUCUUCUUUGCAUUGGCCGCUGAACCCAAUGCCCAGAACGAGCCUCUCUUUGAUGUUUCCAUUGAAGGAACUCAAAUUUAUUCCUUGAGGUCUGGUUGGAGCACGAUAGCUGAGGAGUCAUUUGUUGAAGCCCUGAUAUUUGCCACAGACAGCUUAGUCUCCUGUUGUUUCCACAGCACUGGUCAUGGGGACCCUUCAAUACUUUCCAUCGAAAUUCUUCAAGUUGAUGAGAGUGCGUACUACCUCGGUCAAUCAUGGGGAAAGGAAAUGGUUCUCAGGACUGUUAGAAGGUUGUCAUGUGGUUCUCGAAAGGUAGCGUUUGAUGAAGACUACAAUGGCAACCAUUGGGGUGGGGACAGGUUCUGGACUGCCAUCAAAGGUUUUGACGAAAAGUCUGACCAAUCUAUAUCCACAGAAAACAAAAUUUCUGGAGCAUCAAUCGCACCCAAUUUUUAUCCUGAGAAACUCUACCAAUCAGCGAUUGUCAGCAGCGACAGUCAUUCUCAAAUGUCAUUUCAAAUGGAGGUGGAUCCCAACAAAAAUUAUUCACUGUGGCUUCAUUUUGCUGAGAUUGAUCCCGUGGUUACCCGUCAAGGCCAGAGGGUUUUUGACAUACUUAUAAAUGAUGAUAUCGCCUUUAAGAAUGUAGACAUUGUCCGCAUGACUGGGAAACCCAACACUGUUCUAGUGCUCAAUAAAACUGUUGCAGUGAGGGGCAGGACUCUGACCAUUGCUUUUCAUCCUGCAAAAGGAAGCCUUGCCAUCAUCAAUGCAAUUGAGGUCUUUGAAGUUAUUCCUGCAGAGUUUAAAACACUAACCGAAGAAGGUGUGCAUAUUUUUAGUCAUUUUGGUCAUGAUAUGUUAUGUAUUACUGUUAGAAUUGUUGAGUCAUUCAACUCAAAAAAAAAUGGCAACAGGUGGAGUAGGUCUGCCUUUAUAAUUAUGUUUUUAUCUUUAAUAACUAAUACUAUACUAUUCUUAAUGAUUACCAUCUUCAGUAAAUGGGAAUUUUGGGGAGCCUGCAUUGGUUAAUCAUCUUGCUUGUUCUCUGCACAAAGUUCAGUGAAUAUGAAUGUGUGUACCUAAUGGUGUGUACUCAAUUCACUGAACGAGGCAUAACAGAAGAUGAUUGGUUCAAUGAACAAGUCUAUUGGGCGUGUCCACUUGAAUUCUCGAAGAUCUGGGUCCUUGUGCCAAGGGUCUAGAUGAUACCUUGAAAACUAUAGCCCAACUGGUUAUGAUUCUCAGAAAAAAAUAACCAUCUUGCUUUUCUUAAUUCAUGGUAUUUCAGUGGUUUUGAAUGAGGAUCUACCCCUUCCUCUGUGAAUCCGCUUUCUUUUCUCUGUUCAAUUAUGAACACUUGGGACUUGAAAAUAAAGGAGAUUCAAAUUCAAUUGAACUCUUAAUCUCUUCAAUCCAUCAAAAAAAGUGUUGUCAUUCAUUUUUUGGAUAUUGGUUACUCAUAUUUUGAAUUGUGUGACAGUCGGAGCUUUGGAAAUUCUAAAGAAUGCUUUGGGGCUUCCACUUCGCUUUGGAUGGAAUGGAGAUCCAUGCGUUCCGCAGCAGCAUCCAUGGAGUGGGGUAGACUGCCAAUUUGACAGAAGAAGUGCCAAAUGGGUUAUAGAUGGACUGUAAUUACUUAAAACUUACAAAAUCAAGCAUGCAAGCUUGUUGCUUCGUUUUAUUUCUUUGAGUCAUCUGCUUUCUCCAAUUAUGAAAACCUAUAAUUAUUUCCCUUUUGUAGCUCUCCAAAAUUAUAGUCUCCCUCUUCAGCACAUGAAUUGGGCUUUUACAGUGAAUAUAAAACACUCUUCAAGAAUGAUAUGAUUUAGGUGAUGUUACAUGCUUGCUAAAGGGAAAGGUGAUAAAUACUGAUGCCACAUUAAAAUCCAGAACUGUCUGUCCCGGUUGCCUUUUAUUUUGUUUAUGUUGACCUUGUAAAAUAAUGAUUUAAUAACAAAGGGCAUGCCUUUUAGGGUAAAAGUUUUUCCACAGAAGAUAUCAAGUGAAAAUCGACAUAUGAACAUCUAUGCACUAAUUUGCAUCAUUGUAGCUUUGCUGGUCUGAAAAAUGUUUAAAUUCUUGAGAAAGAGUUUAUAUUUUCAGGUUUCGAUGUCCUUAAUUUUCAUUUUUGUGUUGGCCACCGGAAGAAUACUAGUGCUCUCCCCUUCACUGACUAAUGAGUACCUUCCAGUGAACAGUGAUAGGUGUUAGUAAAUGAAGACCAGCAAGAACUUGUCAAGUUUAUUAUGGUUAGCAAGUAAUGAAUUUUUGGCUACCUUUAGAUGGUCGUAGGUGCCUUUAUUUUUGGCUUUUUCGAAUGACUGAGUAUGUAUCAGUGCUCAUGACAACUGUGAUGGUAACUUGUGCCAUUUAGCAGUAUCGACCAUUUUUCUUUGCUGAGUUCAUUAACAUUUAUGAUGGUGAUGGGUUACAAAAUCAGAAAAGAAUAAUUGAUCAAAAUCAUGGAAACUGUGAUUGGUUAAAUAUUUUAUGAAAUGGAGAUCUCGUCAAUCGCAUUUUUGAAACUCAUUGAAGAGAUGGAGCUGCAAUUGUAGACCGAGAAAUCGAAUGAUGGAAAAGAAAGAAAGUUGGCUGCAUUAGAAUGUUGUCAAUGAUUCAACUAUCUCUGGCUAUAUCAACCUUUUUUGUUGUAGAACUGACCCAGAGUAUUCAAGCUUUUAUACAACAGAUGGAAACAUUGAGAUGAUGUAACGAGCAAAGAUUAAUUUUUGAAGUGAUAUGAAUAAAAUCUUAUGACUAUGGAUUUUGUUGUAGAGAUGGGUGGUGGGGUUUUGGUUAGUUGGAACAACAUGUGAAUCUCCUGUAGUGAAAAAGAGUCUUCCUGAUCUAAAGUUCUAGAUUCAUUGGCAUGUGCUGAGUGGUUACCUUCUUUUAUCUUGUAGAAAUGAAAUGAAAUUCUCAGUUGAUAAUGCCACAGAUGAAAAUUGGAUCUGGAGAGGAAAUCAACCAUACUGUGCAUUACCAUUUAAUGAGAACUUUUGACUAGAACUUGUGGAAAGUGAUAUGGCUCGUCAUCUGUCCUUCCUUUCUGUCGAUGUAAAUGAUAAAAAACUGUUGAUACUUGUGAAUAGGACCUAGCAUCAUUUAAAUUUCACUGACAGGGCCAAAUGAAGGUGUAUUUAUAUGACCACAUCUAGAAAUUAUUCUUUUGAAUUUUCAUUUCUGGUUGAUUUAAUUUGGAAGCUGUCGCGGCUCUCAUUGCCUUGAUUCACUAUGUUUUAUUUGUAGCAGAACCUAAUUUGUUUUUUGGUUUUUCCCUAUGUGCAGUGGUCUUGACAACCAAGGUUUAAGAGGAUUUCUACCAAGUGGGAUAUCUAAAUUGCGUCAUCUGCAGACCAUGUAAGUUGAUGAGCUUUUUGUUAAUAUCUGUGUUUCGGGCAGUUUUCCAAUGGCAGCUUACUGGGACUGUGCAGAUACUUAAACAGAUAAAAUAUAGAAAUAAAUACGUGCAUUUCUUUUAUCAUCCUUCAGGUUUAGCUGAUGUAUUCUGCUUUAUUUCUUAAGGUUAUAAUACCAUCUGGCUUAAGUUCCCAGAAUCUGGGUCUGUGACUGCUUCCCAUGUGUUCCUUUUCUUUCUGGUACCUAGAGUUCUAAUCUCCCAUUGGGUUGUGAUCGGUCACUAGCCAACACUCUCUUGCCCCACCAACCUCAAGCUGGCGGCCUCAUUCCCAACGGGGUCGCAAGUGAAGAUCGUUUUACCACAACAGUCUACCAGAUACUCAUUUGUAGUUCUUUUUAGACAGUUGAUUACAGUUGGUUCGAUAUCGUUAUAUACACUUGUUAGAGGCUCAUAAUCAGUUGUCGGGAACCUUUAUCACUCUCUUUGAUGUUAUUGCUUCUCUAAAGUUUUUCUGAUUCUAGGUCUCAAUGCCUGUAAUUCCAUACUUGCAGACAAAAAACACAAUUUAUGGUGUUGGAUAGGGCUAAAUACACUAAAAUACGGAGUGCUUAGUGACUUGAUUGUGGUUUUGGUUUAUGGGCUAGUAACAAAGUAAUUGCUUGCGAAUGGGGAAAUGUUACUUGUAAUCUUAGGAUUAUUACUUGUAGAGUCUCGAAUAUUUAUCCUUUUUUUUAGGUCUGUUGGUUCCACAAGGUCUGAUAUGCGUUUAGAGAGUGCUAGGUAGAUUGGUAGGUUAAUAGUCUUGGUGAAGCACAGAAGGUUAUUCUGUUUGGCUUUAUUGUCUGUCCUAUGUAAUAAUGUGGAUCUCCAAUAGAAGGUAGAUGUCUUUUCUGCUGUGAAAGAAGUUGUUCACAAGAUUAAAUAAGACUGUUGAGAAUUGAGGUGUUUUGGAUGGGAAUUGCACUAUCUCAAUCUGUGGACAGUAAAAUUCUGUGUAGAAGGUCAUAGAUGUUGUCAAAUUUCUUUUGUCAUUAUUGAAUACUGAAUUGGUCUAUUCAGAUCCUAGGGGACCAAUUCGACGAAACUUGUUAUCGUCGUUUUUCUUAAUGGGGACGAUGUAGGUGAUGGCUGGCUGAUCCUUUUUUGUCAAAGUGCUAUUCUUAGCAAUAUUUGGCUGGUUCUUGCCUCGUAGAUCUAGCAUGAAAUCCUGGUUAAUGUGCGUAAUUGGCUUGACCCAGGUGGAAGAAAGAACACAAUUUCGGCUAACAUUCUCAGAGGUUAUGUUCCCGAAUUCCCCAGUACAUUUACUGUCUGCAUCUGAUCUAAUGUGGAGACUGGGCAUUCUCAUCAAAAAAGCUUAACACGUUUCUCUGAGUGGAAAUGCAGCAUCCUAUUCGACUGUGAGUGGUUGUAUUUUGUAGUUCUGUAGAAAUUAUGACUUUUCUGUGUUCCGAGGUGAACACUUUAGAGAUGAUAGAAUUGAUGAUUGUUGGGAUCAGAAAAUCCUCUGUAGUAAAAAGUUUUGAGCGACGAGAAAAGGGACAAGAAGAAAAAAUGGCUUACUCCCAAGAUUUCUAAUAGUACACUCAACACAAGAGUUAACUGUCACACGGUGGACAUAAGGGGUGUCACACAAACUCUAGGAGUAGCAACUAGUCCCCAUAUAACUCCACAAUGAUUGUUGGACCAGGACAUAAGAGGAAGUGGAUUGUGUGACAUUCAACUUGCUAAACAGGAUGAGAACUCGGCUAAUGCAUAUUGGAUGUAUUGUUCACCAAGUCAGAGUACUCCACAAGAAGAGGGUGUUUGGGUUAUUUGGCUGGAAAGUUUUCUAUCUCUGCUUGUUGGUUUGACUUCAUCGAAGUCAUGUGUGAGUUGACGAUGAGCCUUGUGGUUGGGAAAGAAAAGGAAAAGAGAAAGCUGAUCUUCUAAAACGCAUGUUUAUAUGGAAGAGAUUUUCAUAAAAUGGGUGUCAUGCUUUAUUUGACGAAGAUUUAUCUUCCCAGUUCACAUUUGUUAAUGGUGCCUCGCUGGUUUUAGACACGCAGAAAUGGUUAAGGAUGCUGUUGUUUCUGUAAAUAUCACGAAUAAUUUAUAAUAGGCCCGAAAUUAAGCUUAUGUGUCUAUGGGAAUGAAAAUUUUACUUUGAUCAUUUCAGGCUUCACCUCUUAAGGGCAGACAAUCUUAGACGAUUUACUAAAAACCGUUUCCUUAAUGCCUUCUUUACUUAUAUUUCUUUUUUACACCACUGAAUUUAAUAUUUCUGUUCAAUAAAGCAUCGAAAUUAUUUUUAAAAAUAUAAUAAUGAAUUAAUUAGAUUCUCUGAUCAGUUGGAUAGGGAUGGUUGCCUUUUUAGGUAUGAAAGCUUGCUGGUUGAUAAUUCUGUCCAUUUAUCUUUCUAGUUUAUAAAAGUGGGCGAGAGUAUUUUGCAAUCUGAGAGGGACUCAGUCUAUCUUUUCGAGAGCCCUCAAUAUUUGAGUUGCCCGGAGUAUAUAUACAAUUCAAUUGGAAAGGGGAUUUUCCCUCUUUGUCAGAGCUCGUAAAUGUUUGCUCUUCUUUUUCAUAAGUGAUGAUUAAAUGUCACUAUUAACUUUCAAGGCAAAAGGAAUGAUAAGUCUAUAUAAGAUGCAUUCAGAAAAUGGAGAAUUUCUGAAGCAUGCUUUGUUACUAUUUUAGUGUCGGUGGAACCUGUUUGGUAUUGAAAGGCAUAUAAACUUUUUCUGUGACAAUUGAUUCAUUUCAUUCAACUUUUUAAUGUUUUUCUACACUCUGUCGGUUUCUAAAGCAUGGUUUUUGUGACUCCUCUUGUGUCGGUGGAACCUGUUUUCUAUUGAAAGGCGUUGACUUUUUCUGUUACAAUUGAGUUAUUUCAUUCAAUUUCUUAAUAUUUUUCUACAGUCUGUCUGUUUAAAGACUGAUUGGUUUGUUCCUUUUCAUACUAGAAACUUGAGCGGAAAUGCCAUCCAUGGACCUAUACCAGAUUCUCUUGGAAGAGUCUCUGCACUAGAAACACUGUGCGUAAACUUCUAAAGCUUUUUGUUUUUCUAUGCAUAUGUUCUCUUUCUAUAUACAUCUUCGUUUUUUGAAUGUUUUCUCUUCCAGGAAUUACAUCUAUUCUUACCCACGAGAAAGUUACACCCACAUACUAGCCCUAGAAAUUUAAUAUUCUUGAUUAUUUUGAAACUAGGACGGAUUAAUUUUAUGUUUAAGACGAAAAUUGAAAGAUCUUGCUGCUAAAUUAUACCAGAAAUACGAAGCCCACUUUCUCUGGUUAGACUAGAAGAGGAACAAAGUCAACGAUUAGGACAUUGUCUUGACAUUUGCAUCGUGCUUAUUUCUUUGCAUCCUUUGAAUUUACAAGUUCUUCGUUUUUAGUGAGUUCGUUUCUCAAGUUGUCUUUUCGAAGGUUGACUGCAUCUGGAAUUGAAUUAUAUCAUGCUAGGGCCUUCAACGAAAAACUAGUUUAUAGUUCAACUUUUCUAGAGAGUUUACCAUUUUACGUUUGGAGAAAAACAAAACGAGUUCAUGGUGUCAGGGAGUGCGUAUGGUGUCUCACACGUGGCAACAUAGUUAAAAUGCUCUAAGACUGAAAAAGUUAAAGGUUAUUUCUUAUUAAGUUUCUUUGAAUAUGUAAUCCUUGGAAAAAUCUAAUCUCUACUGAUUCAUUGAAUUCGCAAUCACUACAAUGACUUCAUCCUGUGGUGGAUAGCCUCUGAACUCACUUUUCUGAACUCGUUAAAGUCAAUGGACCAUAUUUGUAUUAACUGUGCAUAAUAAGUCGAUUUUUGCAGAGUCUUGUUUCCGCAAUCAUAUUAUGAUUCAAAUUUUUAAUUGGGUCUUUUUUGUAAAUUUGAUGAGUUCUUCAUUCGAUCAAAUUCCAAUACUAAAAUAUUCAUUUCGAGGAAAAUAGUUAAAGUCCAGUUUCCCAUCUAGAGGUUAAAGGUCCAUCAAGUAAAGAGUCAAUAUAAUCUCAUAAAAAUCAUUUUCUAUGAAUCCACUAAGCAUUCAAAUGAUUUCUUUUCAUGUGGAAACUACUUCGAUGCAUAAUUAUGCAUGACUUUAUUAAAAGGAAUCAUUGUACUAACAUGUAACUGUGCAUUGAUUUAUCUUUUAUCCUUCACUGGAAGGUAGGAUCUGUUUUUUGGCCCAAAAUAUUCUCGUUCACCUUUCGUUCAAAAUCAAAUAUCUUUAAAAUUUUCCUCUCGUUAGUUUUAUUCCACUAGUAGAAGUACAUGCUUUUUUUGCUGAUUGGAGAUGGGAGAGAUGUUUGAAAUUCAAAUGAAAAUAUCUAGUUGUAAGAAUUGUCGAGAAAUUAUGAAGAAUCUAGCAAAGUUAAAUGAAUUGCAAGACUGCCUAAAUACGUUAAUCUCUUAUAGGUAAUCUAAAACUCUAUGAAAUUACAAAGUUCUGAGGAAACAUUAGCACGCAAGGAAAAACAUCAAUCUCUAAAACUUUUAAUCAUAAAUAAGGAAGACUUAUGAUGUGCAAAUAAAAUGUUUUUAUUAUUCGCUAAACAUUUAAAUAUAUUAGGAUUAAUAAUGAUAAUUAAAAAUUAUGGAAUUUUCAAGGUAAUGAAAUAAAAUAGUAAAAGCAUUAAAAAUAAGUGGAGAUAUUUAAUUUGAAAAAUAAAUUAUCUCGAUCCUCUUAUAAAAGAUAAAAUAUAAAAAUUGAAAUGAAUAAACACAGGCGCACAAUCACAUCACUAUUUUCGGAAACCGGUUCGUACUGGAUAAUCAUUAAAUAAAAGGGUCUGUGAAUUCGCAUGAACCGUGAACUGCCAAAGUAUAGAACGAACCUCUCUUCUGUUUACUUUUCAUUGUUUUUAUGUAUUUACACUUCAUCAGAAAAAUUUAUUUGACCUGGUGCAACGUGGCAAAAACAUUUUUGGUUCCUGCUAAUCAUUUGACACCGGCACUAGACUUGGAUCGGUGUUCUUUUGAUGAUUUAUGCUACCUGUUCAGUAUGCCAAGGAUUACACUGUCUUCCAACAUUUCUAGGCAAGAACAUAAUUUUAUGGGUUUAAAAUGAAACGGAUGCUGGUGUGUACUCUUUCGCUACUUAAAGGUGGAAUUGUAUUCGCAUAGAUUUUUUUUCUUCUUCCACUUGAAUGUGAAGUUUCACAGCAGAAAGGAGGUUCCUAUUCAUCAAGCUUUCUUAGUCGGCUGCCUAGAAGCUAGCGGGUAGGAAUCUUUAUUGCCCAUCAUCAAGCCUGUCACCAAUUGGAAUUUUUCUCCAUUGGCCGCUGCUUUGUUUCCUAUUCAGUCAAGAACACCACCGAAACAAAAGAGAAUAUCCAUCCUCAUGUAGGGUCAUCAUCGUAUCAUUUCCAUAGAACAUUUUUGACGAUUUUUUUGCAUUUUGUAGUGAAGAUUCGUUGAUAUUCAUCACCAAUUUUCAAAAGAAGUAUCAUAGACAAUCACAUAGACACUGUCACUGAAACAGAAAACAGACGGGUAGCCUUGGAAGAUGGCACUGUCACUUAGCGUGGUAGGUUUAGUUCCGUCUUUCUACUAAAAAAUGCUCUGAAUGGCCAAAGUGUCUCUCAAAAAAACUUUCGACGCAGUAGCUUUGAGCCAAAGUCCGCAUCAUUAUAGUGGCAAUUAUUUCAAUUCAGGUUGUUGUCACAGUUUAUAUUGCAGCGCUUUGCAAAGCUUUUGUUUAUUUAUACGGACUUCAAUGUAAUAUGAUUGAAAAAUUUUAAUUUUCCCCAACUCAAUGCGAACUUUGAUCAUGCGUUCUUUAUUCACAUCAUAACAUUGAACUGUGCAGCAAAUAUGCAAAGCAUGCAUACCCCAAUUCACUUGAUUUUCUUCUUCCUACUUGAGUUUGCAAGGUCCUUUGUCCGUCAUUAAAUGGGCAAAACUCCUAGCAAUGUUAGGAAGCAAAUACCUUCAAGUCAUAAAAGGAAAAUUAUUAGUUGAUGCAGCUUUUAAUUAACUAAAAGAGGGUUUUUUUUGCAGAGAUCUCUCAUACAACGUGCUGAAUGGUUCCAUCCCUGAGACGCUUGGCCAACUGAAACGGCUACGGAUACUGUAAAAAAUUGAUCUCUGAGUUUUGUUUUUAUUUUUUAUUUUAUUUUUACUAUUUCCGGGAAUAGGAAGCAUAGACUUAUGAGAGCCUGGAUCUGCAUGACUGCGUAGGAAUCUCAAUGGAAACUUUCUAUCUGGAAGGGUUCCUGCCUCUCUUGGAGGACGGCCUCUUCACAGAGCUAGCUUCAAGUGUGUAGUUUCUCUUGAUCCGAUCCAAUUCAAAAAUUUACAGUUUUUUUUUUUUUUUAAUAACCUGGGAUUUUCUGCUGCCAUUGGCAGUUUCACUGGCAAUGGAGGGCUUUGCGGCAUACCUGGGCUACCCUCUUGUGGUCCUCACCUCUCCUCAGUAGCCAAGAUUGGGAUUGCACUGGGAUCAGUUCUUGCAUUUCUUCUACUGGGCACUUGUCUAAUAUGCUGGAGGAAAAGGAGGCAGAAUAUCCUUCGGGCCCAGAGGAUCGCCACCGGUAGGCCCACCCCCAUGCACACAACCCUACCCUUUUUUCUUUUUCUUUUUUUUUCCUUUUAUAGAAAAAAAAAAUCUCAGAACACAUGUCAUUCAGGAUUUCUGAUUCUGGGUCUAUUAGUAAAUCUUGCACUGUUUAAUCUCAUUGCAGCAAGGGAAGCCUCAUAUGCGAAGGCGAGGACGCAAUCCUCGCGCGAUCUGCAGAUGGGCAAGCAGCAACGCAUCCAGGAACCAUUUAGGAAUUCUGUCAAUUCUGGCCUCACUUGA
Spirodela intermedia is the source of this 11502-nucleotide messenger RNA. The record is from the annotation of a GenBank genome assembly. Lineage: Eukaryota; Viridiplantae; Streptophyta; Magnoliopsida; Alismatales; Araceae.